GAAAUCCCUUUGCCUUCAUGUCCCAGGUCGCACCGCGGCAAUGCGCAUGCGUACUACGCAGUGCGUGCGGAGGGAUCACGUGUGCGGUGUUGGUCAGUGAUCCGCAGCCGUGCGUUUUCGGCCCCGCGUGUCCGCGUCGUGGUGACCUUCACGCAAAGAAUGAGCGACAACGAUGACAUCGAGGUGGACAGUGACGAAGACUCUCCGAGGUUUCACUCCGUGGCAGACAAACGUGCACACCACAAUGCGCUGGAGCGCAAGCGCAGAGACCACAUCAAAGACAGCUUCCACAGCCUGCGGGACUCGGUUCCAUCGCUGCAGGGGGAGAAGCCGUCUGCCAAACAGGCGUCCCGAGCUCAGAUCCUAGACAAAGCCACAGAGUACAUCCAGUACAUGAGGAGGAAAAACCACACCCACCAGCAGGACAUCGACGACCUGAAGAGGCAGAACGCACUGCUGGAGCAACAAGUGCGCGCUCUGGAGAGGGUGAAGGGCUCGUCGCAGCUGCAGAGCAGCUACUCGUCGUCCGACAGCAGCCUGUACACCAACCCCAAAGGCAGCGCCGUGUCGGCCUUCGACGGCGGCUCGGACUCCAGCUCCGAGUCUGAGGCGGAGCCCCCCACCCGCAAGAAGCUGCGCUUGGAGGCCAGCUAGAGAGCCAUGGGGGGAACCGUGGUUCCGCCCCCCCAUCAGUUCUGGGUCCUCCGUGGCUGGACUCACACUGGACACUGGUGCCCCCCCCUCUCCUGUCAUCACAGCCUCAGAGGGAGGAAGGAGGAGCUUUAGAGCCCCCCCCAUCCUGCAACAAAAACAGUCCAGACCCAAUAGGCAGCUUGGCCGUGUUUGAACUUGACCCCUCCCCAGAUGCUAUGGGGGUGUGGGGGAGUGCGCUGCUUUA
Oryzias melastigma (Indian medaka) is the source of this 898-nucleotide messenger RNA. It is a transcript of the gene max, whose product is annotated as myc associated factor X. Gene Ontology annotation, cellular component: RNA polymerase II transcription regulator complex. The transcript is spliced from 5 exons. Gene Ontology annotation, molecular function: DNA-binding transcription factor activity; protein dimerization activity. Lineage: Eukaryota; Metazoa; Chordata; Actinopteri; Beloniformes; Adrianichthyidae. The coding region runs from base 160 to 654 and encodes 164 amino acids. Gene Ontology annotation, biological process: positive regulation of transcription by RNA polymerase II. The record is from RefSeq and is a predicted model, not a curated record.